AUGGUGGCCCUCGCCCACCCGUCCCAGGACCUGUGGUGGGCCUCGCCCACCCAUCCCAGGACCCAUGGCAGCCUCGCCCACGCGUCCUGGGACCAGUGGUGGCCUCACCCACCCAACUCAGGACCCGUGGUGGACCUCGUCCACCUGUCCCAGGACCCGUGGCGGAUUCACUCGCCUGUCCCUAACCCGUGGCAGAAUUGCCCAGCCGUCCCGGGACUUGUGGCGGAAUCGCCCGCCCGUCCCGGGACCCGUGGCAGAAUUGCCCGCAUGUCCCAGGACCCGUGGCAGAAUCGCCCGCCCGUCCCGGGAUCCAUGGCGGAAUCCCCCGCCCGUCCUGGGACCUGUGGAGGCCUUGCCCGCCCGUCCAGGGACCCGUUGCGGAAUUGCCCGCCCAUCACAGGACCCGUGGCAGAAUCGCCAGCCUGUCCCUGGACCCAUGGCAGCCUCGCCUGCGCGUCCGAGGACCCAUGGGGGCCUCGCCAGCCCACCCGAAGACCUGAGGCGGGCCUCACCCAUCCGUCCCAGGACACGUGGCAGCCUCGCCCGCCCGUCCCCGGACCAGUGGCAGCCUCGCCUGCCAGUCCCAGGACCUGUGGUGGGCCUCGCCCGUCCAUCCCCGAACCAGUGGCGGCCUAA
Molecule: messenger RNA, 636 nt
Organism: Macrobrachium nipponense
Lineage: Eukaryota; Metazoa; Arthropoda; Malacostraca; Decapoda; Palaemonidae
Product: basic proline-rich protein-like
Exons: 1
Coding region: 1-636 (211 amino acids)
Source: RefSeq, a predicted model, not a curated record